Scomber scombrus (Atlantic mackerel) is the source of this 2846-nucleotide messenger RNA. RefSeq names its product stromal interaction molecule 1-like. Gene Ontology annotation, biological process: activation of store-operated calcium channel activity; store-operated calcium entry; intracellular calcium ion homeostasis. The record is from RefSeq and is a predicted model, not a curated record. Gene Ontology annotation, molecular function: calcium channel regulator activity; calcium ion binding; protein binding. The transcript is spliced from 15 exons. Gene Ontology annotation, cellular component: plasma membrane; endoplasmic reticulum. NCBI's taxonomy places the organism in Eukaryota, Metazoa, Chordata, Actinopteri, Scombriformes, Scombridae. Bases 338 to 2401 code for a protein of 687 amino acids.
UCCAAAAAAAAGUGUCUUAAAAACUUUCCCUCAGACUGUGAUCCUGCAGAAAGACUCAGUCUCUGCUGCAGCCGAGCGGCGGAUCGAUCACAGCUGAUCAGAUCCGAUCAGAUCGAUGGAUUAGAGGAAGCUGCUGCUGCUGGAGAGUCAGGGGUGUUGAAGCUGACCUCUGACCUCUGAACACAAACACUAAAAAACAUCCGCAGUGAGAAAAAAAGAGGAAGAGGAAGAAAAAAGGAGGAAGAAGAAAAGAAAAGAGGGAAGAAGAAGUGAUCAGAUGCUGAAAACCAAUAAAGUAUCGAUGCUUUAGUGGGUUUUGGUCACGUGGCUUACAGACAUGGCGUGGAGUGUGUGUGUGUUGCUGGUGUGUGUGUGUGCGUUCGACGUGUCGGUCGACGCUCACAGCGGAUUGGACAGGAGCAGCGACUACACCCACCUGGACCAGCACCAUCAUUCGGUUUCCAACGGCAACACAGCCUCAGAUCUGUGUAUGAUAGACCGGCAGCUCUGUCAGGAUGAGAACUCGGUGCUGAGUUUCGAGGCGAUCUGCAGCAUCCACAAACUGAUGGACGACGACGCCGACGGCUCGGUGGACAUCACCGAGACGGACGAGUUCCUCAGGGAGGAUCUGAAGUAUCACGACCCCAAAGCCAAACACAGCAGCUUCCACCGAGCCGACCUGCACAUCAGCGUGGAGGACAUGUGGAACGCCUGGAAGAGCUCCGAAGUUUAUAACUGGACGGAGCAGCAGGUGGCAGACUGGCUGCUUCAUGUGGAGCUUCCUCAGUACACAGAAACCUUCAGGAAACACCAGCUGGACGGCAAAGCUUUACCCAGGCUGGCGGUGAAAAACACAACGCUGACGCUGACGGUGCUCAAGAUUUUAGACAGAACUCACGCUCAGAAGCUGCAGCUCAAAGCUCUGGACAUUGUGCUGUUCGGACCGCCGCCAGGCAGGCAGAAGUGGUGGAAGGAUCUGGUUCUGGGUGUUUCCAUCCUGAUGGCUUUGGGCGGCUGCUGGUUUGCGUACGUCCAGAACAGGAAGUCCAGAGACAACCUGGGGAAGCUGAUGAAGGACCUGGAGGGUCUGCAGAGAGCCGAGCAGAGUCUGAUGGACAUGCAGGGGAAGCUGCAGCUGGCUCAGGAGGAGCAGCGCUCCGUUCAGGUGGAGAAGGUGAAGGUGGAGGAGGAGCUGAGGAGCGAGAUCGACUCGGCCAAACAGGAAGCUCAGCGGCUCCGUGAACUCAGAGAGGGAACCGAGAACGAGAGGAGCCGACAGAAAUAUGCUGAGGAGGAGCUGGAGCAGGUGCGUAUGGCUCUGAGGAAGGCAGAGAGGGAGUUGGAGUCUCGGGCUCGCUGGGCCGCUCCGGAGGCUCUGCAGACAUGGUUGCAGCUCACGCACGAGAUUGAAGUUCAAUAUUAUAACAUCAAGAAGCAAAGUGCAGAGAAACAGCUGCUGCAGGCCAGAGAGGGGGCGGAGAAGAUUAAGAAGAAGAGGAGUUCUCUGUUCGGGACUUUCCACGUGGCUCACAGCUCCUCGCUGGACGACGUCGACCACAAGAUCCUGUCAGCCAAGCAGGCGCUGGGCGAGGUGACGGCCGCUCUCAGGGAGAAACUGCACCGCUGGCAGCAGAUGGAGGCCCUGACCGGCUUCUGCCUGGUUAAUAAUCCGGGUCUGGGUUCUCUGGCUGCGGCUCUGAACCUGGACCCGUCCUUCCUGGGCCUGCGACCUCCGACCCCACAGCACCUCCUGCUGUCUGACGACCUGGACGACAUGGACGAGGACAUCCUGUCCCCCGGGACGCUGCAGUACGCAGCGUGGCAGAUGGACCGGCGAGUGAGCGACCUUUGGCCCCUGAGUGGCAUCGCAGACUCCCAGUCACCAUGGAAACACUCGGCUCAGAGCGUGAUGCCCCUGCGGCAGCGGCUGGGAGACCCCGCUCUCGCCUUCAGCUCUCAGAGAGACAUAAUGAACCGCUCAGACUCUGACUCCUCCCUUCCUCUCUCUCACGCCGAAUCACGGAGCCUGUACAGUUCUAAGCCCCUCCCCAUGCCGUCCAGGCUCCUCCCCCUUCCUGGCCAGGGGUCAGGGGUCGGAGGAGGGGGGGGCGGCGGUCUGGAGAAGAGCUCCAGCCUCGGGGAGCUGAGAGGAAGCUCAGCCGCCGGCCUCGCCUCCGCCGGCUCCACCCGAUCGCUCUUCGUCACGUCCGACGCCACCGACGGUCCGCUCCUCUUCUCGUCCUCCUCGUCCUCGUCAGGCAGCGCUCGAGGAACCACCGCCCCCCCGCCGACCCGUCGGAGCCCCGUGGAGGAGGACGGGCCCGAGGAGAGUGAGUCCACCGGCGGACGGAGGAGAAACGCCUUUAAUAAGAUCUUCAAGAAGAAGCAGGGACGACACUGAAGAGGAGCGACGACUCAACAUCCGGCAGCGCUUCUUUCUGCUCAACAGUUCUGACAAAAAUAUCUCUGAAACGUACGAGGGGGGGGUGACCUGACUCCACCCGGGGACGAGUCCCAAACACACAAACCAAUGAGGAGGAGGAGGAGGAGGAAGAGGUGAUCAUAGAAAGCUGAAAGAAAGAGAAACUUUCACAGACUUUUAUGAGGCUCUUUCUUUGUUUCUGCAUCGAGCUCGGUCCAAAAAAUCAAUAAACGCAUCAAUAAAAAUCAGCUUCCAGAACAUUUACACAAACUGAUUAACGGUCAUGUGACCUGCAGUUACCAGCUUUUUUACUUGAGGUGUUAAAAACCAAAAAAAAAAAACCAAAGUAAAGUUUUUCAGGUCCAACGAUUCAGAGACCAAAAUGCUUCAGUUCAACUCAAAGUUUUCCUGCAGUUACAAAGCC